Messenger RNA from Grosmannia clavigera kw1407, 894 nucleotides. RefSeq lists its product as uncharacterized. NCBI's taxonomy places the organism in Eukaryota, Fungi, Ascomycota, Sordariomycetes, Ophiostomatales, Ophiostomataceae. Bases 1 to 894 code for a protein of 297 amino acids. The transcript has 4 exons. The record is from RefSeq and is a predicted model, not a curated record.
AUGCUCAUCAUCUCCGGAAUGUACAGCCAGCUUGGUGUGGGCUGCCCACUUUCAGAGGCCCUAAUAAACAUCCCCUUGAUUCUCAGACUCCUCGUUGCUUACGAACUGAUAUUUGCCACGUCGACCUUUACGAUAAAAGUCUCGGUUCUGCUGUUCUAUCUUCGAGUUUUUGUCACUCCCGCCAUGAAGCUGGCCGCAAAGCUCACCCUCGCCUUUGUGGUGCUGUGGACGGUAGGCAAUAUCAUGCAAGUGUUUCUGAUCUGCCGGCCUUUUGCCGCGACGUACGACACAGAUGUGCCGGGCACUUGCGGCAAUCAGGUGGCAAGCUUCAUUGCUAUUGGGUGCUUCAACAUUGUCACCGAUGUGAUCAUCAUUAUUCUUCCAAUCCCUACAGUCUGUGUCAGUGUAGUGGCCAUUGCACGCAUUGUCGCCUUGACAAGACUUGAUAUGAAGGCAAACUUGACCGGUACCAUGAUAUACGCCGACUUCCUCUCGGCCGUCGAGCCCAACCUGGCCAUUCUUUGUGUCAGCCUGCCCAUGCUACGGACACUAAAGUCCCGCAUGAGAACAAAGGGGCGCUAUGACCCAUCGACCAGCAGAUCUGAAGGCCAGCUAGAUAGCAAGAAGUUCGGCGACUCUAGGCAUGUGCGACUCACGGGCGACAUGCCCGCAGAGAGCUUUGCCAUGAAAACUGUUUACGCGGUCAACCCAGGCGGCGAUUACAAUGCCACAAUCGUAAAGGGAGGAGCGUCGCAAGAGCACAGUGAUGACAUGGAGAGCCCGACUGGGUCUCAGACCGAGCUGGCCCCGUCCGUUCUUAGCGAUGGCCAUCCGAAGCAGGGCAUCAUUGUCAAGACGCGAGUGGAAACGCGCUGGAGCACGCCAUACGAGUAA